AAUAUAAAUAUUUUUGUACCAACAAAGUUUGGUCGGAACAAGAUGAAGGGAUGGCGCCAAAACGUAAAGCAAAGCCUCCGCCGGCCAAGAAAAAGCGGAUGUCAUUAUCAAAAAGGAAUAAAGCAAGCUCGCUUUCAAGCGAAUAUCUAAAGCGGAUCUCUUCCUCAGAAAAUGGCGACAUCGAUGGGAGCCAAAGUACUGCACCGAGCAGAAAAAGAAAGACGAAACAUAAGCGCACUCAAUAUAAUGAGAGCCAAUUGAAUACAGUAUGGCAGAAUCCCAGCUAUAAAACUGAGUUGAGCGUGUCUAAAUCGCAAUCUGAUGACAGUCGCCUGGCUACUUCAAUUUCAGUCGAUGGGGUCAAUACUGAAGUGUCUGAAAGUAUAGUACCAAUGCAGUCCGAUUUUGUAUCAAAUCUACCGGAGAAUGAUGACGUCGACAGCUUCGUUCCGGUACCAGCGGGAAAACUCGAAAAAACAAGAGUACCGCGAAUCUUGAGCCGAAAACGCCCUCAUGCUGCUCCUCCUGUGGAUUCUGCGUUAGUGUUGGUUCACAACCAGUUGGUGAUGUUAGAAAGUCGUUUUCGAAAAGAUUUGCAUGAACUCGAAAAUUCAUAUAUAACGAACUAUUAUUCCCCACUAUGCAAACUGCGAAACAAAUUACUCGAAGCAGCUAAAGUACUAAACAGUGUGGAACCAAAGGAACAUCAUCGGAAACAUGAGAGAAACAAUCACAGGACCAGUAUUUCUAAACAACAACCAAAAGCGAGUGCUGGUCCAUUGGCCCCAUCGACUAGUGCGGGCGUUGCAAAUACUUCUCAUUUGCCAUCGUGUGAGCUGUUCGAGUGCUGUGCUAAAGUAUUUGCCAAAACAUUUGGAGAAGAGAAGUGGGCUGGACUUGCUCGCAUGCUGUGUCAUAUUUCCGACGCAAUGUACCAAACUUCACACUGUAAUGAUUGUGACGCCAAACCACACAAGUUCUGGUUUUAUGUAUUUCAACGUUCUGAGCCUAUGUUGAGUGGAAUGCUGAAUGCGCGCGAUGUAGAAAUAUUGACUCAUUUACGCGAUGUUCGUGUGCAUUUGUUCACUGCUCCUUGGCCGGAGUCACCAGAUAUCAAGUCAGACGUACGAGUGGCACGCAAACAUCCGCCAUUAAAAACAAAAUUACCUAAAAUGUCCGCUCGGCAGUCAGUUUCCUUGCCAAGUCAUACUUCAAAUAAUGAUGUUGGAAGUACAGGACGAGAAGCUAUAGAUCCAUCCUCCAGAGCAUGCCACCGUAAUUCUGAAACGACAACUAACGACAAGAGUAGUACAGACAACGAUACAAAUAGGGCCUUGGGAUUUGAAAUUGAAUUUGAAUUUUAUCCUAACGAGCACAUAUCAAACAAGAUUUUACGCAAACGUUAUUUGAUCGAUUUCAAACCACAUGAUGAUGAUUACAUUGAAGUAAAGCAAUACAAAACAUUUAUGACACCACAAGAUUGUACAAGUAAGGUCUAUUUUUGUACGAGUGAUGGCGGAGAUGAACUAAGUACUGAUUCGGAAAAUGAUGGUCCUGUUUCAAAACGUAAAAAGGAAGACAAAUUCCGAAAAUCGAGAAUAAGAACAAAGAAACAUCGUUGUCACAGGAUUCUUGAUUAUCGUGGACCAAGAUUAGUUGCAAUUGAAGGAAGUACAAUCAAAUGGAAAAAACGCAGAACUGAUUCCAAAAAGGGUCACGAUUCUGCGCGCUGGAGAAGACCGUGGAUGGCAUCAUCAGACUUAUCGGUGAAAACCUCUUCUUCUGGUGAGAGCUUAGGAGAACUGGAUACUUCAUUUUUCGAUUUCUUUGGUUGGAAUUGGGACAUUUAUUCUAAUCGAAUUUUGACAAAUGAUAGAACGAGAGAAAUCGAACUUGGUAAAGAUGAGAUACGAAUAUACAUAACGAGAGACUACGAACUAGGCUCGUACAUUCGUGAUGUUGUAGUCCCAAGAGCUUUUGCAAUAUAUAGAUCCUGUAAAAGAAUUGGUCUACAAACAAAAGCUUCGUCGCCUGCUGAAUCGUUGCUUGACACGGUAUCUCAUGUUGAAUCAAUUGAUAAAUUCAAAGCUUCUCAAAGAGUUCAUCACGCUUAUUCUGUAAAUCCUGCUUAUGUAAUUUCGGCUCCAACUAUCCCACCGCCUCAGUCACUUGCACCUGAACAAGUCCUGGACGUUGGCGAAACACCCUCCGUUGUAGUUGAAUCUCCGCCGAAUGGUGCACCAGAACCACAGUCGCAAAUAGAAAUUAAUCAAGCUAGAAGUUAUGAUGAUGUUGAUGACAUUAUGGUAUUUCCGUCAAAAACAGAUCAGACAGAUGCUGAUCAGAAAAAAGAUGUUUCAACCCAGAAUGUGCAUACUGGUAUUCCCGCGAUUGGCGGAUCAGAGAUUGAUGAUUCUCGUAGAAAAGUAUCUGAACUUGUCAAGAAUGUCAACACUAUUAUUCACCAAGCCAACGAACACACUGCAUUCCACCAACCAUUUGUUUCAACUGAACCACAGCCCGGCGCUCCUCUGACUUGUCCUCUUGACUUACAACUCAUCCCAGAUGUUCCAGAGUCUGCUGUAUGCCGUGAUACAUAUUCUUCAGCUGAUAGCGAUAUCCCUUCAUCCGGACUUGCUUCACACAAAGGAGACCAAGCAGAUGAUGAAAAUAACUACAGGUCAGACGGUGAUCCGCCAAGUGUGAAUCGUGCAUUUGAAAAAAUUCGUGGUCAGUUUCGAAGAGGAAAUUGGAAAAAAGUUGACCGAGAUUCUACAAAGGGGCGGAUAAAGCCACGCAGGUGUUUGAUCAAUGAUGAAGAUGAUGAUGAAAUAGUAUCUUCUGUUGCUGAAAAAGAGAAAAAAAUCAAGUUCCAUCAAGGUUCGCCAUGCCCCAGUGAUGAGAAUGCAAAAAUUGAUGAAAGUGAUUUGCUUAGCUCAUCUGCUGCAUCUGAUGCACUUCAAGAAUCUGCCACUCCAUCAACCUCAGAAUACGACGUUAGUAAUCCAGAUGUUUGUCCUUGUGAUUUACACUUGCUUGAUGAAGGCACAACUUGUAUGAAAAAGGGACGAAGGGGGGCAAAAGUUGACAACAGGCACAUCUUGUGCGAGAACAGCGAAGAUGAUAUUCCCCUUUGCUCAAUGGGGAAAGAUAUUCUCAAAGAUGAAAAUUUACGCAAAGAAUAUAUGAAGGAAGAAAUGAAAAUGAAAGUAGCUGAAUUCCGAGAAGUAUCAAGUUCAGACAGUGAAGCACCUCCUCCAGCACCGGAUCCCAGUUCAUGCAAGCAACAAUAACAAAUUGAACUUCGGUGUGGCCUGAAUAACAAAAUAAAUGAAAUAAAAUCAA
Molecule: messenger RNA, 3345 nt
Organism: Styela clava
Lineage: Eukaryota; Metazoa; Chordata; Ascidiacea; Stolidobranchia; Styelidae
Biological process (GO): nucleosome assembly
Cellular component (GO): nucleus
Source: RefSeq, a predicted model, not a curated record